AUGCCUCACAACCCUCCCAACCCCCCAACCGCCCACACAGAACCAAGCUCAGAAUCAGGGGCAGAAACAACCUCAAGCUCAGACUUCGACUACAUCCCGCCAGCCUCCGGCUACGGUUUCGCCUACGACUCUGAGGUCGAAGCGCGGCACGCCGCGGGCCGCGCUUUACGCGAGAGCCGGGCUGAGCGGGAGAGUACUACUGGAAGCUCAGUUCAGUUGAGGGAGCAAGGAAGUGAGACGUCUGGGGAAACGGGUAGUAGUGGGGUUGAGUCGAACGGGUGGAAUGGUGAGGAAGACGGGGGUAACGUUGCUGAUGAGUCUAGUAACUCUGACGAGUCUAGCAGCGCUGAGGACGGGAGUGAUGUUGGAGGGGGAGCAGAGGAGCAGGUAAGUGUGCAGCAGCAGCAGGUAGGUGGACAGCAGCAACAGCUAAUUCAGCAAUGGGACGAGCGAUACAACCCAGAUCUAGAAGAAGUACCAUUGCUUCGUCCUCCACCUGCUGAUCGUAAUAGCAUUAGCUACAUCACUCCCACGCCGGCUGGCCGCAUUUUGUACACGACGUCGAUUACAGCCACGCUGUCUGGUCCGAGCGGCGUAUUGGCAUUUACGCGAACGCAGCAUGUAGCGCACGGCGAGGAGUGGAUGAUGCACCCGGGCCUGGUGCGUCGGACGUACGCGGACUGGGCCGAGGGUCGGAACCAUGAGUUUCGAGGGCGGAAUCGGGAUCAGGGGUUUGAGGGGAGGGCGUAUGCUGGGGAGAGUGGGGGGGAGGAUGCAUCUGCGGGGGCUCAGCAAGGUGGAGGGGAUGGGGAUGUGGAGGGGGAUGAGGGAGAGGCGAUGGGAGGACAUGCGCAUCACGUGCCGUAUGUGCAUCGUAGGAUCUUCGGGGAGCGUCGCGGUGGGAAUGCGUAUGGUGGGGACUAUUCCGAUGACCACGAUGCGGAUGAUGAGAUGAGCUCGGAACCCGCUGUGCAGCAGGUUAAUGCUCAACGAAACAUUCCUAAUGCGGUUUUGUACGGUGAUCCGCUUGUGAGUGCGAUGGUUGCGAAUACCUUCAUGGAUCGGUAUACGCAGGCUCCGUCUCCGGUCGUUGCGGAUGCGCCGCCGAACACAGAGUGUCCGAUCUGCCUAGAGCCGCAGUCAGAGACACAUGAGUGCGUACAGAUUCGCGGUGUACCGGGAUGUACGCAUCUUAUUGGGCGGUCGUGUCUGAGGCAGUGGUUCAUCAAUCGGCCAGACGACAAGAAAGACUGCCCGUUCUGUCGUACGCAGUGGGUGUCGCAGCAGGGGAUUUGGGAUAUCGAGGAUGAGCUGGUUGCAGCGCUGAGAAGGCAAUGGGAGGAACAGUCCUAA
Bipolaris victoriae FI3 is the source of this 1353-nucleotide messenger RNA. RefSeq lists its product as hypothetical. The transcript has a single exon. Lineage: Eukaryota; Fungi; Ascomycota; Dothideomycetes; Pleosporales; Pleosporaceae. The record is from RefSeq and is a predicted model, not a curated record. Bases 1 to 1353 code for a protein of 450 amino acids.